Chrysochloris asiatica (Cape golden mole) is the source of this 939-nucleotide messenger RNA. RefSeq names its product olfactory receptor 14C36-like. Gene Ontology annotation, molecular function: olfactory receptor activity; G protein-coupled receptor activity. Lineage: Eukaryota; Metazoa; Chordata; Mammalia; Afrosoricida; Chrysochloridae. Gene Ontology annotation, cellular component: membrane. Gene Ontology annotation, biological process: G protein-coupled receptor signaling pathway. The transcript has a single exon. The coding region runs from base 1 to 939 and encodes 312 amino acids. The record is from RefSeq and is a predicted model, not a curated record.
AUGCCUAAUUUUACCACAGUGACUGAUUUUCUGCUUGCAAGAUUUUCUGAUGUGUGGAAAUUCAGAGUAUUGCACUCUGCUCUCUUUCUACUGACCUACUUGGCAACACUGAUGGGGAACCUUCUCAUUGUCACAGUAACCACCCUUGACCAGAGUCUUCACACCCCCAUGUAUUUCUUCCUUAGGAUUCUGUCUAUCGUGGAUAUGGGUUAUAUUUCUAUCACUGUACCCAAAGCCUGUAUAAUCUUUCUAUUUGACAGCAGGGUAAUCUCCAUAGUUGGAUGUGCAACUCAGAUAUUCCUUAUACUUUUGUUUGCUUUUGUAGAACUUAUGUUACUCACUAUCAUGGCCCGUGACCGCUAUGUAGCUAUUUGCCACCCUCUCCACUAUCCUGUUAUUAUGAACCCUCAAGUCUGUGUACAGAUGUCUCUGGCAUCCUUACUCAGUGGUUUUGUCUAUGCAGGAUUCCACACAGGCCUCACAUUCUGUCUUCCCUUCUGUCAAUCAAACAUAAUCCAUCAAUUCUUCUGUGAUAUGCCUUCUCUGCUGAAGCUCUCCUGCUCUGACACCUUCAUCAACGAGAUUAUAAUUUUUGUCUCUUCAGUUAUGUUAGCAGGUGGUUGUUUUUCCUUAAUUAUCCUGUCUUAUAUUCGCAUACUUUCUACUGUACUCAAGUUUCCAAUCAGAGGAGAACGAAGAAAGGCUUUUUCCACCUGUGUUCCACAUAUUCUCGUGGUGACAGUCUUUCUCAGUUCAGGUGCUGCUGUGUAUAUGAAGCCAACCUCCAACUCACCUAAAAUUCAAGACAUGAUUGUUUCUGUGUUCUACACUGUAGUCCCUCCCUUCUUAAAUCCUAUGAUCUAUAGUCUUCGGAACAAGCAGAUCAAAAUGGCUGUAUGGAGAAUUAUUAAUACUAUGCUGUAUUCAGGAAAAUUAUAA